UUCACCCAUAUGUAAGUUCGCAAUAUUUCAGCUUGUUACAAAAUCCUGACAUAAUCAUGGUACUCUCAGCUUUCGUCGCGGAUCCGGGAGCGGGACCCAGCAGCGCUCCAGACCAAGGUUGGCCCGUGCACUCAAACUUGGGGGAUAUGGGGGACCUUUCCAACCAGAGCCCCAACAGAGGUGAAAACCCAGCAGCGUGUGCCACGGCCUCACGGCCUGCCUCAGCAAGACCAGGAUCGGCGCGACCUGGGUCAGCCCGGCCUGCAGCGGUAAGAGCUGCAGCUGCGAGGGCUGCAAGUGCCUCAACUGCGGAGAGACCUGCCACCACUCCCGCAACGAUUCGACAGAGCAGCAACGACGAGGUUGGCCACGACAUCUUGAAGUCACAAAGGGCAAUAUUGGAGAAGCUUGACUUGCUGGUCAGUGCACAGCAGGGCCUGCUGGCAACGCAGCAGCAGCUCCUAGUGACGCAGCAGCAAUUGGUGCCGCUGAAGGCGCACAAAUAUGGUGUACACUUUGACGACAAGUCUUCCUGA
Messenger RNA from Ixodes scapularis (black-legged tick), 536 nucleotides. RefSeq lists its product as uncharacterized. Lineage: Eukaryota; Metazoa; Arthropoda; Arachnida; Ixodida; Ixodidae. The transcript is spliced from 4 exons. Bases 57 to 536 code for a protein of 159 amino acids. The record is from RefSeq and is a predicted model, not a curated record.